GCGCACGUUUAGCAGGAAGUAACUUCAAGAUUUUUUCCGAAAUAUUUUAAAACAAGUAGUUUUACCAUGUUUCCGCUCGAUUGGAGACUAUUUUUUUGACAUGGGUCAGGGAAUCUAAUAAAGUGAAAUGGGCUAUGAUUUGGUUAGAUUCCAAGGGGAAGUAGAUGAGGAGUUGCUGUGUCCUAUUUGUAGUGGGGUCCUCGAGGAGCCUCAACAGGCCCCCUCAUGUGAACAUGCCUUCUGUACAGCCUGUAUAACAGAAUGGCUUCAAAGACAGCCAACAUGUCCAGUGGACAGAAGUGCCUUUACAGCUAAUGAUCUGAAACCAGUUCCGAGGAUAUUACGGAAUCUCUUAUCCCGACUGCAAAUAAACUGUGAUAACGCAACAUUUGGAUGCACAGCAAUAGUCAAGCUAGAUGCACUAAGUGCUCACUUAGCAGAAUGUGAACAUAACCCGAAGAAACCAGUCGAUUGUGAUUCUGGGUGUGGGCUUGUCAUUCCAAAAGAUGAAGUUAAGGACCACAACUGUGUACGGGAGCUUAGAGUUGUUGUUCAGCAACAGGCCAUAAAGAUGUCUGAACUACAAACAGAACUGGCUCAACAGAAACUUCUUAUUAAUGAACAAAAGAGUGAAAUAAUGCUGUUAAAGGAAUAUAUGCGACAUCUGAGAAUGACGAACCCACGCUUACGAGAGCUGCAGACUGAACUGGAAAAUAAUGAAGUCUUGAGGUGGGCACAGACUCUGCAGGUGGCCAGAGUGACUAGAUGGGGCGGAAUGAUCUCAACACCCGACCAAGUUCUCCAAGCAGUCAUAAAGAGGGCUCUCAUAGACAGUAAUUGCCCCGCCCAUAUAGUCAAUGAGUUGAUGGAAAAUGCACACGAGCGGAGGUGGCCACCAGGACUUAGUACGUUGGAGACAAGACAGCAUCACAGGAGGCAGUACGAAAACUAUGUGGCAAAAAGGAUUCCAGGAAAGCAGGCAGUGGUUGUGAUGAUGUGUGAAAAUCCACACAUUCCCCCUGAACUCCAGGUUUCACCAGGAUUAGUAAUGAUAUUUGCACAUGGAGUUGAGUAACAUGGAAAGACUACUUGUUAUGAUAUUUGAAUAUGGAGUUGAGUAACGUGAAAAGACUACUAACUUCAAAGUGCAACAAAUUUAAAAGGAGAAAAGA
Molecule: messenger RNA, 1172 nt
Organism: Owenia fusiformis
Lineage: Eukaryota; Metazoa; Annelida; Polychaeta; Sabellida; Oweniidae
Source: the annotation of a GenBank genome assembly